UGGACCCAGGGGGACUAGAAGGGGCUGUGGCAAAGUCUUGGUCCAACUAGUGAUGUGAUCUCAUCAAAUAAUUUUUUCUUUCCCAGAGCAAAUCAAUCUUGGCUUCUCCUCUUUUCACUCUACAAUCUAUUUCCUUCAUUUUCCUAUUCUCUGUUUCUACCUCUGCAACUAAAAGAAAAAACAACAUGGCUGCCGCCUUGGUUGGAGGAGCAUUUCUGUCCGCCACCCUUCAAGUGCUGUUUGACCGUUUGGCUUCUCCCGAGUUCGUCAACUUUUUCCGCGCUCAAAAGCUUGAUGAUGAACUCCUCUGGAAGCUCAAGUCAACAUUGCGAGGACUUAAUGUUCUGCUCGAUGAUGCAGAGGACAAGCAGAUCACUAACCCUGCUGUGAAAGACUGGGUGGAUGAACUUAAAGUUGCUGUGUAUCAUGCAGAUGAUUUACUAGAUGAGAUUGCUACCGAAGCUUUGCGAUGCAAGUCUGAAGCCAAGUACCAUAGCGGGUCAGACCAGGUGCGAAGUCCCACCUUGAUUUCUUCUUCUAGUUCAUUUGAUGCAGAUAUAGUGUCCAAGAUAGAGAAGAUCAUUGGUAGAUUAGAAUGUUUUGCCAAAGAAAAAGAUGUCCUCGGUUUGAGAGCAGUUGCUGGGCAAAAAUUGUAUCACAGAUUGCCAACUACUUCUUUGGUUGAUGAAUCUGGUGUUUGUGGAAGAGAUAAUGACAAGGAGGAUGUAAUUAAGUUGCUGCUCUCAGAUGAGGCAAGUGGUGGUAAUCAGAAGAUAGAUGUGAUUGCGAUAGUGGGGAUGGGUGGGGUUGGCAAGACCACCCUUGCUCAAUUUUUAUACAAUGAUGGCAGAGUGGCUGAUCACUUUGAUAUGAAAGCAUGGGUUUGUGUCUCUGAUGAAUUCGAUGUUGUAAGGGUUACAAGAACAAUUCUUGAGGCAGUCAUUCCGCAGGGUUCUGAUAAAAUGGACCUUAGUACAAAGGACCUUAAUCAGCUUCAAGUCAAGCUCAAGGAAUGCUUGAGUGGGAAGAAAUUUCUUAUCGUUCUAGAUGAUGUUUGGAAUGAGAACUAUGAUAACUGGGAUAGCUUGAGGAGUCCUUUUGGAUAUGGAGAACAUGGGAGCAGGGUUAUUGUUACAACGCGCAAUGAGAGCGUUUCAUCUAUUAUGCAAACAGUUCCUAUUCAUCGUUUGCAGCAAUUAUCGGAUGAAGAUUGCUGGAAAUUGUUUGCCAAACAUGCUUUUGAGAAGGGAGAUUGUGGUGCACAUCCAAAGCUUGAAAGGAUUGGCAAACAGAUUGUGAAAAAGUGUAAAGGUUUGCCUCUAGCAGCAAAAACAUUAUCUGGUCUUUUGCGCUCUAAACGGGAUGUUGAGGAUUGGAAUAAUAUAUUGAAAAGUGGAAUAUGGGAUUUGCCAAAGGAGAAGAGCAAUAUUCUUCCAGCCUUAAAAUUGAGCUAUCAUUACCUCCCUUCGCAUUUAAAGAGACGCUUUGCUUAUUGUUCUAUAUUUCCUAAAGAUUAUGAAUUUGAAAUGGAGAGAUUAGUCCUAAUGUGGAUGGCUGAAGGUUUUGUUGAGCAACCCAGAAGUAAUAAAACAAGGGAAGAGGUAGGUUAUGAGUGCUUCUAUGAAUUGCAAUCAAGGUCAUUUUUUCAACGAUCAAACGCCAAGAAAUAUUGUUUUGUCAUGCAUGAUCUUGUUAAUGAUUUAGCUCAAGCUGUGUCUGGAGAUUUCUGUUAUUAUAUGUUAGAGGACGACAACACACAUCAUAUUUCUGAAAGGGUACAUCAUUUCUCAUGUGUUAGAGGCAAAUUUGAUGGCUUUGAAAAGUACAAGCUAAUUAAUGAGGCUAAGUUUUUGAGGACUUUUCUAACACUAGAACCUGCUGUCUAUUCUGAUUCAUGGUUGAGCAAAAAGGUUUUGGAUGAUAUUUUGCCAAAACUAACAUGCUUACGGAUGUUGUCUUUGCAAUGGUAUAAUAUUAUAGAAUUGCCUCCUUCAAUUGGCAAUUUACUACAUCUAAGGUAUUUGGAUCUUUCUUACACGGAAAUCAAACAAUUGCCUGAAUCAGUUUGUACCAUGUAUAACUUAGAAACAUUACUGCUGUAUAAUUGUGAUAAGCUAACUACCUUGCCGGUAAAUCUUCGAAACCUAAUUCAGUUGCGCCAUCUUGAUAUUACUGGGACUAAUUUACAGGAGAUGCCAAAGCAAAUGAGUCAAUUAAAAGGCCUCCAAGUUUUAACUGCCUUUGUGGUGGGCAAGUCCAAGGGGUUAGGUAUUGAAGAGUUGAAGGAGUUUUGUCAUCUUCAAGGGCCGCUCUUCAUUUCAGGUUUGCAAAAUGUAACUAAUGGCAUGGGUGCAAUGGAGGCAAAAUUGGAGGAGAAAAUGUACCUUAAAACAUUGGUACUCAAAUGGAGUGGUACUACCAAUGAUUCACAGAAUGAAAGAGAUGUUCUCGACAAGCUACAACCGCAUUCAAACUUGAAAUGCCGUAAGAUUAAUAACUUUGGUGGCACAAGAUUUCCAGAUUGGUUGGGAAAUAAAUCAUUUUGUAAUGUAGUGCAUUUCUCUUGA
Molecule: messenger RNA, 2567 nt
Organism: Camellia sinensis
Lineage: Eukaryota; Viridiplantae; Streptophyta; Magnoliopsida; Ericales; Theaceae
Source: RefSeq, a predicted model, not a curated record